AUGAAGGGCUCUUUGGCAUUUCUUAUCGCCUCUUUGGCUAGUUCUGCUGUUGCAAGUCCCAGUUGGCGCUCUCUGUUUGGUGUUGAGAAACGUCAGGCUGGACGAUGCGGUACAGGCUUUGGAGGAGUCUGUGGGGCGAAUGAAUGCUGUUCUAGUGCUGGAUGGUGCGGAAAUGGAUAUCUCUACUGCUCUGCUCCCUCGUGCCAGAUCGAGUAUGGUCCUGGCUGUGAUGCUAAUGUUCGACCUACUGGACCGGAUACUACCAACAUUGCUCGACCCAAAGUUGGCAGUAUUCCUUAUGGCCAGGCAAUCUAUCAUUGCAGCCACAAUGGCGACAUUGCUUUGACGUAUGAUGACGGGCCGUACACCUACACGGAAGACCUUCUUGAUCUUCUCAAGCGAUACAACGCCAGAGCUACCUUUUACAUCACCGGUAGAAACCUCGGCAAAGGCGCUAUCAAUGACGCGGCUACACCAUGGCCAAGUCUCAUUCGCCGCAUGAUCAAAGACGGCCACCAAAUUGCCAGCCAUACUUGGUCUCAUCAGCGUCUUACAACGCUCAGCCGCGCCAAGUUCUGGAACCAGAUGAUCUUUAACGAGAUUGCCUUUUCCGACAUCCUCGGUUACUUCCCCACGUACAUGCGUCCCCCGUACUCAGCCAGCAAUACCACCACGGAUGCAUGGCUGGGCGAGCUGGGCUACCACGUAACGUACUUCAACCUCGACACGGAGGGUUAUCUGCAUGAUAGCCCAAACACCAUCAGCACGUCAAAGGCAAUCUGGGACAACACCGUAGAAGGUCGCAGUCCCAGCUCCAACACGUGGCUGCACAUCGAGCACGACCCUGUCUACCAGAGCGUCUACAACCUCACAGAGUACAUGCUCAAGUCGCUCACCCGCAACAAAUUCUCCGCCGUGACAGUCGGCGAGUGUCUGCAGGAUCCCAAGGCGAAUUGGUACCGCCAGCGACGUUCCCGGCCACGACCAACGGGCGGUGCGGCUCUGGACACGGCGGCGCCACGUGCAGAGGCGAACCAAACGGCGAGACGUGCUGCUCUCAGAACGGAUGGUGCGGCUCCACGGACGGUCACUGCGGGAGGGGCUGUCAGCCUGUCUUCGGGACGUGCAGCGGCAUGUCGGAGCCGGGUGUUCCGGAGCCGACGAGCAGCACGCGGGGCCGGUGUGGGGCCGCGUUCGGGGGCGCAAAGUGUUCCACGCCCGACCCGUGCUGCUCGCGAGCGAACUGGUGCGGCAGCUCGAGCGAUCACUGUGGGACAGGGUGUCAAAGCGGGUUUGGAACCUGCACUUGAGGGCACGGGUGGGUUUUAG
Molecule: messenger RNA, 1329 nt
Organism: Fusarium sp. VM40
Lineage: Eukaryota; Fungi; Ascomycota; Sordariomycetes; Hypocreales; Nectriaceae
Source: the annotation of a GenBank genome assembly